Colletotrichum karsti is the source of this 1506-nucleotide messenger RNA. RefSeq lists its product as uncharacterized. Bases 1 to 1506 code for a protein of 501 amino acids. Lineage: Eukaryota; Fungi; Ascomycota; Sordariomycetes; Glomerellales; Glomerellaceae. The transcript has 5 exons. The record is from RefSeq and is a predicted model, not a curated record.
AUGCCUAAGAAACACGAAGACCCCUCCCCCAAAUCGUCCAAGUCCAAGACCUCCAACACAGCCAAUCCAAGCCUUGCAGCGAGACAAUCUACGGGAACACAGAACAACGGAUCCACACGUCCUCGGGCCGAACGCGAAGGGGGAGGUACCGAGGCUCUGCGAGCCACGACUAGGUCAAAUCAAACAUCAUCCGGCCGAUCCCGAGUAACUGAGGGAUUGCGGAGUCGAGCCGACGCCGACUCGGCGAUUGGCCGCAACAGAACCAGCCCCGAGCCCCCGUCGUAUAUCGACAACUAUCUAGCCUACCGUAAGAAGGCAUUCAUCAAAGUCUUCAUGGCUAAGAUAUGCGAGUGGCUUGACGAACACGUCUGUCCCGGCGAGGAAGCAUUCGACAACGACGGAGAACGUUCCGGGAGCUCUGCCCCUGCAAAGUCGAGAGGUGUCAAGAGAGCGGCCAGUUCUGGCAAAUUGAACCCUGGGCAGAAGAGACAGAACAGAGGAGACGACCAAGAAGAAGAGCAGUCCGAGAAUGACGACAAGCGCGACCAAGAUCGCAACAAGAAACGCAGCAAGACCGACGGAGAUGACAACCGUCCUCGAUUCGCAUGCCCUUACUACAAGCGCGACCCUAUCAAGUACAAGCAUCACCGGAGCUGCUUUGGCCCUGGUUGGCCAGAGAUUCAUCGCCUGAAGGAACACUUGUACCGGCGCCACCGACUCUUCGCCUGCAAGAGAUGCUUCGAUACUUUUGGGAGCGAAAAGGCACUUGAUGAUCACUCGAGGGCCGCUGUCGCAUGCCCACUUCGCGACAAGAAGUCUCACAAGAUGGACCCAAGCGCAGGGAUGGACCAAGAGACUGAGAAGCGCCUGAGGGGACGCAAGCAAUCCAACAAGCAGGACGACAUGGCCAAGUGGUACGACAUUUACAGUACCUUGUUUCCAGGAGAACUUGACGUGAAUAAGCUGCCAAGUCCCUGGUACGACGACCCGGCAAGCAUCAAUAGAAAAUCUGGCGCGACCGAAUCAGAGGAGCUGAAGCGCAACUAUGAGGCUUUCCUGCGACGUGAAAUGCCCAACCUGAUCCAGCGAGAGCUGGAAAAGGAUAUCGAGCGCUGCUUCGAGGACCUCGGGGCCGGGCUCAUGGGCAGGCUCGCGGUUUGGAUCCAGAACAGCUCGGCGCGGUGCGCCAAGAUCUUCGAGAACAUCCCGUCCCCCUCGCAGGCUGCCGCCCUGGAAGACCCGGAAACGGCCCGGAGGAGCACCUCGAGGGCGGCGUCGCCGGCGCACGUUGCGGAGAACGGCUCGACCGGCGGCGGCGUUGGCGAGCCGUGGUACUUUGGGUUCCCCGAGUUCGACGUCAGCAACGCCGCCUAUCUCAACUUCGACCAGCUGGCCGUCCCGACGGAGUUCUUUCCGUCGUACGAUCAGUGCCAUGUCGAAUACGACUCGGCCUACGAUACCGGAAGCCAUGGUGGGUCGUCCGGAGCCCCGCGAGGAUACAUGUAG